Plasmopara halstedii is the source of this 228-nucleotide messenger RNA. RefSeq lists its product as uncharacterized. Bases 1 to 228 code for a protein of 75 amino acids. The transcript is spliced from 2 exons. NCBI's taxonomy places the organism in Eukaryota, Oomycota, Peronosporomycetes, Peronosporales, Peronosporaceae. The record is from RefSeq and is a predicted model, not a curated record.
AUGAAUUUUGUUUAUUGUCUUCUCUUGCUACAUAACAAAAGCUAUUUAUUUCAUUCAGUUUAUGCGCUGAUCGGAGACGUGACGUUAAUUGCCCGCUCCAAUCAAUAUAACAAAAAUGUGGACCACUAUGACCCAUUCCACAAUUCCCAGUAUUUCUUAGAAGGCAAAACGUACUGUGGAUUGCUGAUCAAGGGUCCAAUGCUUGCACUACUCAAGCGUCGGAUUUAA